Molecule: messenger RNA, 540 nt
Organism: Eruca vesicaria subsp. sativa (arugula)
Lineage: Eukaryota; Viridiplantae; Streptophyta; Magnoliopsida; Brassicales; Brassicaceae
Source: the annotation of a GenBank genome assembly
AUGGAAAUCAAUGAGGUGACGGAAAUGGUUUCGGGAUUGCCUGCUAGUAACCAAAACUUCUUAUGGGUGAUCAGGCCAGGGUCAAUACGCGGUUCGGAGUGGCUAGAGUCCUUACCUGAAGAGUUCAGUGAGAUGGUUUCGAAUAGAGGUUACAUAGUAAAAUGGGCACCACAGAAAGAAGUGCUUGCUCAUCCUGCAGUAGGAGGGUUUUGGAGCCAUUGUGGAUGGAAUUUGACACUAGAAAGCCUCGGGGAAGGAGUUCCAAUGAUCUGCAAACCGUUUACCGGCGAUCAAAAGGUGAACGCUAGGUACUUGGAGUGUGUUUGGAAAAUAGGGAUUCAAGUAGAAGGUGAUCUAGACAGAGGAGCGGUAGAGAGAGCUGUGAGGAGGUUACUGGUGGGCGAAGAAGGAGAGGAUAUGAGGAAGAGAGCCGUCACUGUGAAGGAGAAACUACGAGGUUCAGUUAGAAGUGGCGGUUCUUCACACAACUCGCUAGAGGAGUUUGAACACUUCUUGAGGACUCUAUUUACUUUACCAUAA